Molecule: messenger RNA, 1470 nt
Organism: Ogataea haglerorum
Lineage: Eukaryota; Fungi; Ascomycota; Pichiomycetes; Pichiales; Pichiaceae
Exons: 1
Coding region: 1-1470 (489 amino acids)
Source: RefSeq, a predicted model, not a curated record
AUGCUGUUAAUCCUGUCCUUCAUCAUCCUGAGCGUUGUUGGAUAUCCUGAGCUGCAAUCUAAUGAAACCGCGGCGGUGCGGGCGAUUGCUAUGAGAACACAGAGGGAUGUGAUGAGAAAUAACAGUAUGUUGGACACUGCUGUUUACGGCAUCGACCUCAACAAAAUUGUUUUCGAUCAAUUUGGAUACAAUUCCUCAUCGGUUCCUGUUUUCCAAGAUAUCCUAUACACUGGAGUACAAGCUCUGGUUUUAGACCUUUACUACAACGAAGAUCUGGAAGACUGGGGCCUGUGCGAUCUGAGCCUGAAUCAAACAAAUUUGGGUUGCCAAGACCCAAACACUUUCAAUAUUUCAACUGUGGUGACAUCAAUAAAUACCGUCUUGGAGAACACAAAUACUGGAGUCAACAAGAACAUAUUCUUCUUGCUGUUGAAUCUCUUUUCAACCUUCAAUAAGGAGUCGAGGUUCCGCACAGGAAUUGGGGUACUGUCAUCCCCACUAGCAGGUCUCUUAUACGCCAGCAGUCCAAGUCGCUUGGAAGAGCAAGAUACUAUCAACCUCAAUAACUUUCUCUUUGGGGACAAAUACAGAGUCAUACCAGUGAUCUUGUCCAAUAAUCUUUAUGUCAACACUUCUUACAAACUAGACCCUGAUCUUGAUACGCUUUAUAAAGCAAACACAAGUAUUCCCAUCACGUAUACUGCAAACGACAAUUUGAUAUGUUCGGAACCAAAAUCGUUUCAAUUUGCAUACGACUCUCCAGCGAACCCGUACGAUACCAAGUCAUUCCACGAUACCCUUGUCUGUGGUUAUUCCCCUAUUAUCAGUCAGAGCACCCAAGAUUUAUCUCAGAUAUCAAGUUUGUUACCGUACAGUUUGUGGUCUUGGGAUGCAUUCCAACCAAAUCUGACAAUAUCGUCGUCGCUGAAAAGAAAGAACGAUUCCUCCAAAGCUAAGAAAGACACUUAUUUGAACAGAUGUGGCAUAGUUACUCCCACAGGAUGGAAGGCUACAUCGUGCCAUUUAAAGUUUCAAGUGGCAUGCGCGGACCGCUCGGACUCUACGAAAUUCCAGCUCACUUCUGAGAAAUUCACCUAUUUUGAAGCCGGUGCGGCAUGCUUACAAUUAGGUGGAGAUUAUGUUUUCACCGUUCCUUCUUCACCCUUGGAACAGCGCACCCUCAUUAAUCUUUUAGAGGGUAAAGAAGCAGCUUGGAUUGACAUGAACUCGCUCUCUAGCUCAAAUUGCUGGGUCAAUGGAGGACCAAAUGCUGUCUGUCCAUACCAACCUCUUGUUUCCAAGACCAUCUUCAAUGAGAUGAUGACUAUUGCAUGUGUGGUAGCUGUCAUUAUUUUUUUGCUUAUUCUCAUUGUUCAUAUGGACAGACUACUAGUGCAUCGCAAUAGAAGCCAUUGGCGUCGACUGCUCAAACAGAAGCUGAAAAACGAAUUCGAAGGGAUUCCCUCGUGA